GAUGCUGUACCAUCGGAUCCAAGACCCGGACUCUUGUGUUGUGUGUCUAGGACAGGCCCAUUGCGCGAAUCCAUUGCAGCAUUGCGGGCAAGUCGUCCUAAAAGGGGACUCGAACUCGUACCGAGUUGGAAGGCCCGUCUCGAUCAUCCCGGUCCUACGUCAAUCGGGGUGGACGCUUUGUGAGACAGACCGUUCAGGCUGCGAGAGAGCGAGGGAAAGUCAGGACAUGACGGGUAUUAUUACGACCAAGUGGCACAAGCAGCCCGCCGCGUCUCCUGUCCUCCCAUAUUAUCUGCGAUACCCAUAGUAGUUCGUAUAUUAUGUACGACAUAGGAGGACUUGGAGCCAAAUGAAAGGGAUCUUCCGUCACACAGGUUUCAAACAAACCGAGAGAGAUAAAUCAAGAAAUGUUAUCCACAUCUCU
This is a messenger RNA of Cryphonectria parasitica EP155, 424 nucleotides long. RefSeq lists its product as uncharacterized. The record is from RefSeq and is a predicted model, not a curated record. The annotation marks the transcript as partial. Lineage: Eukaryota; Fungi; Ascomycota; Sordariomycetes; Diaporthales; Cryphonectriaceae. The transcript has a single exon.